UGCGGUCGCAACUAUUCUCCUUUCAAUGGUCAAUUUACCACCAGCAACGAGCCACGACACCGGUUCUCUACUAAGACGCUGUCCUUGUGUUCCGAUCAACACCUGCUACAGCCAAGGCGACAAUCUCAACGAACAGCAGUACCUGAACGCGAACUUCCAGUGUCCAAGAUUCACCUAUCAGCACUGCUGUGGACCGUACUAUCCAACCCUGGGCAGUGAACAAGUUUACUCCAACCAACCGCAGCUUAAAACGGCCACCGGAGAACCACCUAAGCCACGUGAGGCUGAAAAAGUGAUGGUCAUUGUGGCUCAAAGUGUCGGUCCAGUGGAAGAAACUUCACAGGAAGAGCCCGUCAUGACCGUUUUGCCAGAAACCACAACUGCUCUUCAGGAUACCACAACGGACUUUUUAACAACUGAUACCGAGGAUGAAACAACAACACUGGAAGCCACUACCUUGGAACCAACGACGACGACGAGUACCACCACUAGGGCACCGCGAGGCCGCCUAGGUCGGUUCCACAAUCGACGACCUAUUCCGCGAUACCAACGCGGCUCUACAACGGUUCCUUCCUGGGACGGUUCAUCGACAACCGAGCAUUCCUCCGUCAGUAGAUUGCCGAACUGGCGGGGACUGUACCAGCGACGGCGGAAAGAGGAACCAACGAGCUCCACUUCCACUACCACCACCACCACCACGGAAUCAGCAGAUCAUGUAGGGGCUUUCACAACUUUGAGCAGCUAG
Molecule: messenger RNA, 745 nt
Organism: Sabethes cyaneus
Lineage: Eukaryota; Metazoa; Arthropoda; Insecta; Diptera; Culicidae
Product: salivary glue protein Sgs-3-like
Exons: 1
Coding region: 26-745 (239 amino acids)
Source: RefSeq, a predicted model, not a curated record